Messenger RNA from Mucor mucedo, 1784 nucleotides. RefSeq lists its product as uncharacterized. Gene Ontology annotation, cellular component: trans-Golgi network. The transcript has 12 exons. Gene Ontology annotation, biological process: Golgi to vacuole transport; Golgi to endosome transport; protein transport to vacuole involved in ubiquitin-dependent protein catabolic process via the multivesicular body sorting pathway. The record is from RefSeq and is a predicted model, not a curated record. The coding region runs from base 170 to 1762 and encodes 530 amino acids. Gene Ontology annotation, molecular function: phosphatidylinositol binding; ubiquitin binding. Lineage: Eukaryota; Fungi; Mucoromycota; Mucoromycetes; Mucorales; Mucoraceae.
GGUCAUUCAUUAUGAAAAAGAUGAGAGAGAGAGAGAGAGAGGGAAAAAAGGGAAAAUAAUAAAAAAAUGCUGGGGAAAAUAUAAAUCCCGUGCUUUUCAAUCUCUCUGUUUUUGAAGCUCAGGAAUAUAUUUCUUUUCUUCCUCUUUUACUUACAGAAAAAAAAAAAAUAUGCCAAGCACUUUGGUAGCCAUUAUCGAGGGAGCGUGUAGUCCUGCGCGUUAUGAACCUGAACUAGGUCUCAAUCUCGAGAUUUGUGAAAUGAUUAACAAGAAACAAGGCAGUGCUCCAAGAGAAGCUGCAUCGACUAUUGUUAAACUCGUGAACAGUAAAAACCUAAACCAAGCCAUGUUGGCUCUCACGUUACUGGAUAACUGUGUAAAGAAUUGCGGUUACCCUUUUCAUCUUCAAAUUGCCUCCAAAGAAUUCUUGAAUGAGUUGGUUCGCAAAUUCCCGGAACGUCCUGCUCCAUUUCCUAGUCCUGUAGUGCAGCGUAUUCUUUACUUGAUUAAGGAAUGGAAAGUGGCAUUGACAGAUAUGUCGAGACAUAAAGACGACCUUGUUCAUAUCAAGGAUAUGUAUCGUCUGCUGAGAUUCAAAGGUUAUCGUUUCCCUGAAUUACGAGAUUCCUCUGUGGCUGCAUUAGCUCCUUCUGACUCAUUAAAAUCUGCUCAUGAAUUAGAAGAAGAAGAUCGUGUUGCGCAAUCCGCUAAAUUACAAGAAUUAAUUCGUCGUGGCAGACCCCAAGAUUUAGUUGAAGCCAAUCGAUUAAUGAAAAUCAUGUCUGGAUUCGAUACGAGACAGACACCCGAUUACAGUCAGAAGUUUGAGGAUGAACUUCACAAGGUACAGGAUAAAGCCAUCUUGUUGUAUGAAAUGUUAGAGUCCGUGCGACCGGGAGAUAAUAUAGAGCGUAAUGAGACCAUCACCGAUUUGAAAAGCGCAUGUGCUAGUGCUCAACCUAAAAUCCAAAAGAUGAUUACAGAGGAAGAGGACAAUGACAAGAUUGAAAACUUGCUGACGUUGAAUGACAUGAUUAAUAACGUGGUGGCUAAAUACGCCGAUGUGAAAAAGGGAUUGUACGAUACGCACUAUGAGAUUAGUGGAAAACCACCUACUCAAAAUACGACAGAAGAACCUAGACAGGCGAUUAGUUUAAUUGACUUGGAUGACAGUGCUCCAUCACCUGUAGCACAACCCAAUACAGCCAAUGUCAUGAAUGAUUUAUCUGAUAUUUUUGGUACGAGUGCUUCCAUUUCUUCACCUCCUGCUCCAUCACCACCUCAAAAGAAACAAGACAUUUUUGAUUUGUUAGGCGCUCCUCCCGCACAGACAGUGAGUAAAUCCAGUCCUGUAAUUGCUUCACCUUCUCUUCAUAAUACCACCACACCUACCUUUAAGAGUGCACCUUCUCCCGUUGUGAGUCAACAAGGAGAGACAGUGGUGUUGGUGAAUAAGAAUGGGUUAGUGAUUGAAUUGUAUAUUCAACCCAUGGCAGAUACCACCUGUCGUAUCAAGGCGUACUUUUCUAACCAGUCCACAGCCCCCAUGGACAAACUGAUGCUGCGCUUAGCUGCACCUAAGUCAAUGCAGAUAAAGAUGGAGCCUCAGUCAUCUCAAUGCAUCCCACCUAAAUCGGACAAAUCAGUUACGCAAGAUAUUAUUUUAAACAAUCCUCAACGUGAAUCCUUGCGUCUAAGAUACAAAGUCUCCUAUGAACAGUUUGGUGUAGAAAUGGAAUUAACGGGUGAUUAUCAUGCUUAAAGAAAAAAAAAAUAAAAGUAGA